Messenger RNA from Adineta steineri, 894 nucleotides. The record is from the annotation of a GenBank genome assembly. Lineage: Eukaryota; Metazoa; Rotifera; Eurotatoria; Adinetida; Adinetidae.
AUGUUACAUCUCGGAUGGAAGAAUAUCGGAGAUGUUGAAGCUCAGUAUCUAGCAAAUGCAUUACGAAAUAAUACGACCCUCAAGAUAUUAGAUCUCUACAGCAAUGGAAUCGGAGCUGUUGGAGCACAGCAUCUGGCAGAUGCAUUACGAAAUAAUACGACACUUACUGUAUUAACUCUCUGGUGCAAUCAUAUCGGAGAAGUCGGAGCUCAGCAUAUAGCAAAUGUAUUACGAACUAAUACGACACUUACCACAUUAAAUCUCGGCAGCAAUCAAAUCGGAGAUGUUGGGGCACAGCAUCUAGCAGAUGCAUUACGAACUAAUACGACACUUACCGCAUUAAAUCUUCGCUGCAAUGGAAUCGGAGUUGUCGGAGUACAACAUCUUGCAGAUGUAUUGCGGACUAAUAUGACACUUACCGAAUUAGAACUAACGAAGAAUAAAAUCGGAGAUGUUGGAGCUCAGCAUAUAGCAGAUGUAUUACGAACUAAUACGACACUUAACACAUUAAUUCUCGAGUCGAAUCAAAUCGGGGAUGUUGAAGUACAGCUUCUAGCCGAUGCAUUACGAAAUAAUACGACGCUUACCAAAUUAAAUCUCGCGUGGAAUGGAAUUAGAGAUGUUGAAGCACAACAUCUAGUAAAUGCAUUACAAAAUAAUACGGUAGCUAGCAUUCCCCUUCUCAUCUAUUUCAUAUAUCAACCUAAAAUUCUUCAUACAGACACUAACCAUGUUAAAUCUCGACAAUACUCGAGUCAGUUGUGUAAUGAAGAAUGCAAUCAAUGGAUUGAUUCAACAAAGCAAAAGAGUGGCAAAAUCGUAACUGCUGAUAUUGACGACAUACCGAUUAUUACUAGGAAACUAUUAUUUGCGAUGUGUGAUGUAACAAUAUAG